UGUGAGGAGGGAGAGCCGCGAGCGGAGGGAGGGCUCCUCGCUUUUGGUUGUUUGUUGAAGUUUCGUUUAAAGCCGCGCAGGGCUGGGGGAAGGGAAGGUUUGUCACACUCAAGAUGGAGGGAUAGUGGCCAGGCACUGCUGAGGGGAGACAUCUUCAGCCAGAGGGCAAAGUCCAGGCCGCUUUCCCGGGCUUGUCCCCGCGCGCUGCUGGGGUGGGAGCCCACAGGCUUGUGCCCUCAGCACCUUAGGCUCUUGGGUCAGGUGCCCCCUCAGAGGCAGUAAGGAGCAGUGUGGGGCUCAGCAUGGUGGGAGUGGGUCCAGCCACCACAUAGAGAGACUCGUGUGUGGUGGGGAAGGUAAAAGUGCCCCCUUCUCCCUGUGAACAUGGCGGGCAGGCCUACUCCUGCCUGCGUGCUGGGCAUAGACCUGGGCACGACAUCGGUUAAGGCAGCCCUGCUAGUAGGGGCAGGGCAAGGGCAGGUGGUGGCAGAGAGCUGCUCCAGGGAGACGCAGGCGCACACCAGUAGCCUGGAAGCUGGACCACAGGGAAUGGAGCAGAAUGUCCGAAGAAUAAUAAGAGCAUUGAAUGAAUGCCUUGCUGCUCUACCUCAGCAGCAGCUUCAGAGAGUCAGUCACAUUGGCAUUUCAGGACAAAUGCACGGGAUUGUAUUUUGGAAAAAAGAUAAAGGUUGCAAGUGGACAGAGUGUGGUACAGGCCCUGCCUUUGAGCCGGAGGAGGUCAGUCAUCUGAUUACUUGGCAAGACGGCCGCUGCAGUCCCACCUUCCUCUCUUCUCUUCCUUUGCCACAGUCACAUAUAAGCUUGGCUACAGGAUUUGGAUGUGCCACAGUCUACUGGUAUUUAAAGAAGAGUCCAGAUUUUCUGAAGUCUUAUGAUGCAGCUGGCACUAUCCAUGACUAUGUGGUUGCCAUGUUGUGUGACCUGAAGAAGCCUCUCAUGUCCGUCCAGAAUGCUGCCAGCUGGGGAUAUUUUAAUUCCAGGAACAAAAGCUGGAACACUGACAUAUUGAAAAAAUCCGGCUUUCCUGUUCACUUGCUUCCAGAGGUGGGAGACCCUGGCAGUACUGCAGGCAGGACAAUCUGUGCAUGGCAUGGCAUACCCAAAGGAGCAAUAGUAGGAGUUGCUCUGGGAGAUUUCCAGUGCUCUGUUUAUUCCUGUCUGACUGAGAGGACUGAUGCAGUUCUUAAUAUCAGUACCUCUGCUCAGCUGACUAUCUCAAUGCCCCCGGGUUUCCAGCCUCCAGAGACACCAGAUCCUUCCUCAGCUGUUACUUAUUUUCCCUACUUCAAUGGUGACUACUUGGCAGUGGCAGCAUCACUUAAUGGAGGCAAUGUGCUAGCAACAUUUGUGGACAUGGUGGCACGGUGGACAGAAGAGCUAGGACUUCAGGUUCAGGAGUCUGCCAUCUAUACAAAGAUAAUCAAAGCAGCCUUGGCCCAAAACGACAGCAAACUCUCAGUCCACCCAACCAUAUUUGGAGAGAGACACAUUCCCGAGCAGUUGGCGUCAGUGAGCAAUAUUGCUGUCUCUGACCUCUCCCUGGGUCACGUAACCAGAGCUCUGUGCCGUGGCAUCGUUGAAAAUCUCUGUUCCAUGUUACCUGUGCAGCGCCUGAUGGAGACGGGAGUGAGGAGGAUUCUGGGGAGCGGGAGUGCCCUUGCCAGGAAUGAGGUGCUGAGGCAGGAAGUGGAAAGGAUUUUUCCAUUCCCUGUGGUUUAUGGGAAGGAUGUUGAUGCUGCUGUGGGGGCUGCCAUGGUGAUGUUCCACAGAAAAUAAAGUCAUUGUUUGGAAUGGCCUGAGAUGGAGCUCCUUUUUUUCUUUUUUUUUUUCUGGCUGUACAUUUUUUCCUUUCACCUCCUUCACUUUUUCUGGACUUGUAUUCAACAUGCCAUCUCACUCAUUACAGUGGAAAAUAAAAGCUUGCAUUUAAUGUCCAAUUCUGCUUCUGGGUGUACACAUUUCAUUGCUCUGUCUUUUCCAUUUGUGAAAUGAGAAGUAAUUAUCACAUUAAAUUUGACUGAGUGACUAGGAAAGAUCCAUUAACUUUCUGCAUAAAAUGAUACUUCAUGCGAGGCUCAUUUUCCUGCUAGGAAGGACUAGGAGAGAUGAGUAGCUGUCUGUAACUUAGUCUGAUGCUUGCAUUAGAGGCUUCUUGUCCUUAAGCUGUCUCACAAUAUACAUACAUAUAGGCAGCAGACCAGGAUGUCAACCUUGUUUGGGGAGUUCGGUGGCUCUCGCACAGAAUGAAUGCCAGUUUUCACAUGUUGCAUGCUGUCUCUGUAAAAGACGGAGUACAACCUUGGCUUGAACGUCAACAAAACAAUCAAAAUAAAACACGGAGAAAUUUUUCUGUGGCUACCAAGGUCAGGUGCCAUGGACUAAGAUCAAAGUCAUUGCUAAGCCAAUACCAUGUUUGGAGAUGUCUGGAAUGCAGUGCUUAUAUCCAAGUGGAAAAUAAAUUUAUAGGGUGGGAGGUGACUAUUUUCCUUAUUUGGCAUACAUGAUUAUUUUACA
Molecule: messenger RNA, 2535 nt
Organism: Chroicocephalus ridibundus (black-headed gull)
Lineage: Eukaryota; Metazoa; Chordata; Aves; Charadriiformes; Laridae
Gene: SHPK
Product: sedoheptulokinase
Exons: 7
Coding region: 385-1797 (470 amino acids)
Biological process (GO): glycerol metabolic process; cellular response to lipopolysaccharide; phosphorylation
Cellular component (GO): cytosol
Molecular function (GO): sedoheptulokinase activity
Source: RefSeq, a predicted model, not a curated record